GCCGCGGAGCUGCUGGUGGUGAAGGAGCGCAACGGGGUGCAGUGCCUGCUGGCGUCCCGCCGGAGCGAGGAGCCGCCCCGGGAGACCUGGGGCAAGAAGAUCGACUUCCUGCUGUCGGUGGUGGGCUUCGCGGUGGACCUGGCCAACGUGUGGCGGUUCCCGUACCUCUGCUACAAGAACGGCGGCGGUGCCUUCCUGAUCCCGUACACGCUGUUCCUCAUCAUCGCUGGGAUGCCCCUCUUCUACAUGGAGCUGGCUCUGGGCCAGUUCAACCGGGAAGGGGCAGCCACGGUGUGGAAGAUCUGCCCGUUCUUCAAAGGAGUCGGCUACGCCGUGAUCCUCAUCGCCCUCUAUGUCGGCUUCUACUACAACGUCAUCAUCGCCUGGUCCCUCUACUACCUCUUCUCCUCGUUCACCUUCCACCUGCCCUGGACCGACUGCGGCCACCCCUGGAACAGCCCCAACUGCACCGACCCCAAGCUCCUCAAUGCCUCCAUGCUGGGCAACCACACCAAGUACUCCAAGUACAAGUUCACGCCGGCCGCAGAGUUUUACGAGCGCGGGGUCCUGCACCUCCACGAGAGCGGCGGCAUCCACGACAUCGGCCUGCCCCAGUGGCAGCUCUUGCUCUGCCUGAUGGUGGUGGUCGUCGUCCUGUUUUUCAGCCUCUGGAAAGGCGUGAAGACGUCAGGAAAGGUCGUGUGGAUCACGGCCACGCUGCCUUACCUGGUGCUGUUCGUGCUCCUGGUCCAUGGCAUCACGCUGCCCGGCGCCUCCAACGGCAUCAGCGCCUACCUGCACAUCGACUUCUACCGCCUCAAGGAGGCCACGGUAUGGAUUGAUGCUGCCACUCAGAUAUUUUUUUCCCUGGGGGCUGGAUUUGGAGUCUUGAUUGCAUUCGCCAGUUACAACAAAUUUGACAACAACUGCUACAGGGACGCCCUGCUCACCAGCACCAUCAACUGCGUCACCAGCUUCGUCUCGGGGUUUGCCAUCUUCUCCAUCCUCGGGUACAUGGCCCAUGAGCACAAGGUCAACAUCGAGGAUGUGGCCACUGAAGGAGCUGGCCUGGUCUUCAUCCUGUACCCGGAAGCCAUCUCCACCCUGUCGGGGUCCACCUUCUGGGCUGUCGUGUUCUUCAUCAUGCUCCUGGCUCUGGGGAUUGACAGCUCAAUGGGAGGCAUGGAGGCCGUCAUCACGGGCCUGGCCGACGACUUCCAUGUCCUGAAGCGACACCGGAAGCUCUUCACAUUCGGCGUCACCUUCGGGACCUUCCUCCUGGCCCUGUUUUGCAUAACCAAGGGCGGAAUCUACGUGCUGACGCUGCUGGACACGUUCGCGGCGGGCACCUCCAUUCUGUUCGCUGUGCUCAUGGAGGCCAUCGGCGUCUCCUGGUUUUACGGGGUGGACAGGUUCAGCAACGACAUCCAGCAGAUGAUGGGGUUCAAGCCUGGCCUGUACUGGAGGCUGUGCUGGAAGUUUGUGAGCCCCGCCUUCCUCCUGUUUGUGGUGGUGGUGAGCAUCAUCAACUUCAAGCCACUCACCUACGAUGACUACAUCUUCCCACUCUGGGCCAACUGGGUCGGGUGGGGCGUCGCACUGUCCUCCAUGGUCCUGGUGCCCGCCUACAUCAUCUACAAGUUCCUGAGCACCCGGGGCUCCCUCUGGGAGAGACUGGCCUAUGGCCUCACGCCGGAGAACGAGCAUCACCUGGUGGCCCAGAGGGACGUCAGGCAGUUCCAGCUGCAGCACUGGCUGGCCAAC
This is a messenger RNA of Myotis brandtii (Brandt's bat), 1764 nucleotides long. RefSeq names its product solute carrier family 6 (neurotransmitter transporter), member 2 (gene SLC6A2). The annotation marks the transcript as partial. Gene Ontology annotation, cellular component: plasma membrane; presynaptic membrane; neuron projection. The record is from RefSeq and is a predicted model, not a curated record. NCBI's taxonomy places the organism in Eukaryota, Metazoa, Chordata, Mammalia, Chiroptera, Vespertilionidae. Gene Ontology annotation, molecular function: neurotransmitter:sodium symporter activity; dopamine:sodium symporter activity; norepinephrine:sodium symporter activity. Gene Ontology annotation, biological process: dopamine uptake involved in synaptic transmission; sodium ion transmembrane transport. The transcript is spliced from 14 exons.